AUGGAGGGCAGCCAAAGAUAUCAGGGAUUCAAGAUUGAGGACUCACAUACUGACUACUAUGAAAAAUAUGAUGUCACUUCGAAGGAAAGCAUCUGGGUCAAGAUGGUUGCAGAAGAUAGUCUAUCAUCUCUGAGCUCAAGUGAGGACGAGCUAGAUUUCGUUCCUGUGGAUUCCAAAGAGAUUCAGCACAACUCAGGAUCAGUUUCUGCUUCUAUGGAGUCACAUCGAAAACAAAUAACAAAAGAGAGAGCUAUCAGGCUGGCCCCUAAAUUUGCAAGUUGA
Molecule: messenger RNA, 282 nt
Organism: Miscanthus lutarioriparius
Lineage: Eukaryota; Viridiplantae; Streptophyta; Magnoliopsida; Poales; Poaceae
Source: the annotation of a GenBank genome assembly